This is a messenger RNA of Tricharina praecox, 1243 nucleotides long. RefSeq lists its product as uncharacterized. The record is from RefSeq and is a predicted model, not a curated record. Lineage: Eukaryota; Fungi; Ascomycota; Pezizomycetes; Pezizales; Pyronemataceae. The coding region runs from base 175 to 1206 and encodes 343 amino acids. The transcript is spliced from 6 exons.
CGGCGUUAACCUCAUCCCAGGAAGGCAUGUAAUAAGAAAUCGCCUACAGCGGCGGCAUAUUGAUCUAGCAAUCGGCCGGUAGUUUUCGAUGCAGACAUGACGCCGUGGUUCGUUUAGGGUUUCCAGUUGCACAUUCACUCUAUGACGAGCAACUACGGUACUUGGUUACAUUCCAUGCCGACCGACACGACAACCCUCGUUGUGGCCUACGUCGUCUACGCCAUCUGCUUCUUGUUGAUGCCCCUGCGCCUGUUCGCAACAUAUACACGGACCCACCGAUGGCGGACAGACGACUACUGGAUGGCUUUUGCGCUUUGCGUCCUCAUCGUCCGCGCGGUGGCUACGCCGAUAGUGCUCAAUAAUCGCACCAACAACUUUGGGAGUGGCCAGGAGGUCAUGUCCGAGGGGGAAAUCGGGAGGCGGGAGUUUGGGAGCAAAAUUGUCAUUGUUGUGCGGGCGUGCUAUGCCGUCUUCAUUUGGUGCAUGAAAUUCUGCGUGCUCGCGUUUUAUGGCAGGAUUGUGGUGCAAUUGAGGCAGUAUGAGAGGUUCAUCAAGCCGCUGUGGGUAGUGUUGGCCGCAACAUUUGUGGCUGCUAUCUUGAGUACGUUUUUGGAGUGGCAAGUCCUCCCUUCACCCAGCCACCAUUGCACCACCUCCGAGAUACAACUCUACACGACCGGCGCCUGCAACCUCACAACCGACCUGCUGCUACUAGGCUUCAUCCUUCCCAUAAUCCUACGUCUCAACCUACCGCUACGCACCAAGAUCCAGAUCGCCACGCUCUUCUCCCUUGGCGUCUUCGUCAUGAUCAUCACCAUCAUCCGGCUACCCUUCGUGGUGCGGAACCAGGCGCUGCAGCAGUGGCGGACAUUGUUUGCGAAUUUCGAAAUCCUAGCCUCGUGCAUCGUCGCCAAUGCUCCGGUUCUGUACAGGAUCAUCAAGGACACUGGGUACAAAUCGUCUGGCGGCAGCAGUGAUACCCCCCGUGAGGGAGGCGGAUACGUCUUCGAGGCGAAUAGAGGGCAGAGGCGCGGUGGGAUUAUGUCGAGUGAGCUCGGGAGUGGGAUCGGGAGGAGAGGCAGCUUGGGGAUCGGGAGCUUGAUGGAGAGCGCGAGGAGGGGCAGCGUCAAGCCGGCUGUACCGCUGGCGGAAGAUGUUGCACCGGUGGAAGAGAAGCAGGAGGAAUUAGAAUCGAAUUCUACAUGAUCUAUUUCCACCCAUCCAACCAGCGAGCCGAUAGACA